AUGUUAGAAUCAAUUCGUAUCAAGAAAGUAGAAGUGGUAAGGAAUUUCGCCAUCAUCGCAAUGAUGGUGUUGGCGCGAUUCAUAGCGGCUUCAAGUCGCACUUGCGUUCAUUCUGUACCACCAAAGAGGGCUUGCACAGAAUAUACGGCCAGGGCAUUUCUUCACCGCGUGGGAAUAACAAAGCCUGCUGUGAGCGUACAGUGUACAAAAAGGAACACAUCAACAACUCCUUUGGAACACUGGACUGAUAUAAGUAUUUCAGAGCUAAAGGCCAUGCUGUCAUCAAAUAACAUUCAACUAUUUGACGUCCGGGAACCUUACGAACUGGUUGAAAUGGGAAAGAUCGCUUGUGCUACAAACAUACCAUGUAUGUAGGAUUUGGCAAGAUUUCCGCUCAACUCCAUAUAUUAAUUAUGCAUACACCUAGCCUUUGGGAUUUCCGCCAUUGUUUUGAAGAUUUUUAAUUCUUUUUUUGUCAGGUGUUGUUUCAAACGCCUCAAAUUUCGCGAGAAAAGGGUGACCACAAAUAGAGCUACGCCUCUACUACAAAUAUUGCAUUAUGUGUGUGAGAUCAGUGAAGAUGUCUGAAGGAAACUUAAUGUGUAAUCCAAGAUUAGCCUGGGAUCAGGCUCAGCAGGGGAGGAAAAAGGCAAAAAUGGGGUUAAAUAGGAAAAAUAUGGGCGAGCAAAUUAAAGAGAGUCUAGUGGUGGCCUGGGGAGGGGAAAGGGUGCAGGAGCCUGGAGACAUGCCUUUGAUGCCACCAUUCCAUGAUACUAGAUUCUGGUAUGAUGCUCUGAUUGGUCAAAUGUCUUCACGUUGACAGAUGCGCAGUGCUGUUGACAGUAUCGCACUCAUUCAAUAUCACACUCCUAGUGAGAAAAGUUUUUUUAAAACCCAGAUUUUGAGCAACCAAUAGUAAUUUUUUGUGAGAAUUUUCACUUAUACCUCAGCUCCAAGAGUCUUUAUUUCUCAUUGCCAAAGCUGGUGUUACUCCAGUUGCUGAUCGGAGCUAAGUAGAUCUGUUUGCAUGCACUCUUACUUCAUCUUGAAUUCGAAUAAUAAGCUCACACUGACAUCGGUGAUGAGAACUUGACGUGUUGACAUUUCAAUGACAAGUUAACUGCUGGAGGGUGGAUCAACGGCAUCAAAGGCAUGUCUCCAGGCUCCUCCACCCUUUCCCUUCCCUCAGACUACCUCUUGCAGCUCACUUCGCUCACCAAUUAUUUUUUUCACCUGCCAGGUUUUUUUCUCCUUUUGCCCCAAUGCCGAGCCUGGUCCCGGGCUAUUCGAGAUGAACAACAUAAAAUAAGGUCACAUCUCACUGGUUAUGUGUAUGCUUGGGUGGAUUGAAUUUCUUUCUUAAUUCAAGAUUUCCCUCAGCAGUCAAAGCUGUGUUUAUAUAUUUUGCAGUUUAAUUUCAGCAUUAAAAAAGUAAUCUUUAAUUUGUUUAUGUUUUCAGUAAGAAAAGUUCCAGAGGCCUUUACAAUGGAUCCUGAUGAGUUUGAGGAGCAGUACAAUGUAAAAAUGCCAAAAAAGAAUGACAUUAAUAUUGUGUUUCACUGCCUGGCUGGAGUGCGAAGUAGAGCAGCGAUGGAAGCAGUACAUCAAAUUGGUUACACUAAGUAAGAAAUCUUAAUGACAUGUGUUAAUCAGUGAAAGCUAAUAAUUGCUGGUGGUCUAUCACCACCUAGAAGACCUCUUAUGUUUUAUAAGAUAUUAGCCCCAACCACAGACAAAACUAAAACCCUGGUUAAGUUCGUCUGCGAAACAGCACCAAAAUCCUUGUCCUUUCUGGGCCCCCAUCUGUGUACCAGGAUUUAAGUAUGUACCAUGAUUGGCCGGUUACAAAUGCCAUUGUCAAUUUGCCAGUCAGGUUUGAAGGGAAAUUAAAAAAACGCAUUCGUGGUAAUUUGUUGAAUCCACUUGGGGCCCAGAACAAGGAUAUCAAGCAUUGCUUCGUGGACGUUACUAACUGAUAUUAGAUUACAUCUGCAAGGCAGGCCAAUAAGAUAUGUGAAAGACGGAAAACAUGUCAUUAUGCUCCAUCCUUCAUGUAAGGAAUAAUAUUGUUUUAACAGAAAAAAUAUUGUUGUUAGAGUGGUUUUCACUUGACUGUCGAAAGGGAUUGGUUUUGGUUUUGGUUUUACUACUCCCUUUGGUUGGCUAGUGUAUUUACUUUGGUUUUGGUUUUACGACAGUCAAGUGAAAACCGCUCUAACAGCAUUGUACUUGACACCUAGAAUGCUGGAAAUUGAAUUUCCAGGUCUCAAGAUGUCUUGAAGUUUUAGUAUGACACUUGGAGAGGUGAAAGGGUAAAAAAUUCAGGUAAUUUUGAUGUUAACAUAUUAUCUCUUAAUUCUUCUUUUAGAGCAAGACAUUAUCCAGGAGGUUUUGAAGAAUGGGCAAAACUUCACAACUCAGAGAGAUCUAAAGCUUAAAAGGAUCUAGGACUUCAUUUUACGGUCAAGAUUAAGUUAUUUUUAUCCUAAUUGACUCAGUUGUUCACAAAUUUGCAGGAUUGUAUAUGUAAUAGGCCUUUUUCAGGCUACCCCAAGGCUAUGUUUUAAAGCGAGAAAGGUUUUUCUCGUAACCUGGGUUUGAAAGUAAGAGAUUCUGGAGCUCAGAAUGACUGUCUUAUUACCAGGAAAUAGUCAGCAUUGAAAGCAAACCCUUAGCACUUAGGUAUUGGUGUAUCAUGUUGUGAAACAUUCAACCUGGUUCUCUGUUAAUCAGAAAUUUUAAAAAAUAUAGACUGAGUUUAGUACUUAUUUGAAUUUGUUUGUUUUUACUAUUUUCUGACGCAAUUUGCAAAAUUAAAUGUGAAAACUACUUUCACAUAAAAUAUUCCUCCAACUGGGUAUAUAAUUUCUACCGAUUAUUGUUCUAAUUACGCAGCGCGGUUAAAGCGUUUCCUGUGAAUUCCUCUACGUGUCCAAAAGUAUUGUUAAUUGUCAACCGGUUAGGUUAACUUACCCAUUGCAAAAGCUCAUGAUAUCAAACGUGUUAGUGCUCGAAAGGACAAUUUAGUCCUCCCUCUCAAAACGUGUCAUAGAAAAUUAAUAAUAUUCUUGUGGGUUACAGUUUUUACCGUUUGCGUUUCAAAGCACCAAUGUGGGAGGAAAGUUGCCUUUUAGCCGAAUUGCUGAAAUACAGUUAAAGACAUCUUGUACAACUUUGCGUUGGCACAAUGCGAUAAAGAAAGUUUAUCGGAAAUACAAGAAACGUUUAUCUGUUAUAAGUCUUUAUCCCAAUUCUCAGUGGCGUUUUCCCGUUUCCCUCGUCAAUUUACGAGUCAGCUGUAAAGGAAGUAAGCCUUCGACCUUUUGUAUGUAGUAAAUAAUAGUGAACGGAGGCUUUCUUUGACAAAGACAACUCACAGAUCGAUCAAUAUGCCUAUUCAUGAUCUCUCAACCAAGUUUCUCAUAUUGUCUUUCGCUUCUUUCUUCUCCUUUUCACCCCAGAAACGCCUGCUACUCACAUUCAUAUUCUCAUGCAGGGACAACGAAUGUCUUCCAAAAUUCACCCCACUUAAUUUUCCUUCGCAGCUUGGAGAUUUUACAGUGAGUUACUUCCGCAUAUUGAAAUAUCUCAGCCAUAAAGAGAUUUGACCCGGGAUAUUUUUUAUUUCUGUCCAUUUCUGGGAACUCCAGUGUUAGAAAGGGUUGGGGUUUUUUGAUCCGUUCUCUGCAGGAAACCUUAUAGAGACUUCCACUCGUAAGGUUAGUAAACUAAAUCUUGAAUGAUAAAUGCAACUGCAGCGGGGGUUGCGCUUUUUUCUGUUUAAUUUUCACGAUCACAAUAUUGCUUUUUCAGAAAAAAUAAUCUGCAGUAUUUUCUUGAGCUUUUUAUAACGGAAAAUUUGACGAAUCAGGCAUUAUUGUUUUCAAACUUUCAAAGAAUGUUUUUGAAAUUUCUUUUCCAAAAAUAGCAACUUUCGUUCUUUGUCACUUUCUGUUAUGUGCUACUGAGCUAAGAACAGUCUGGCAAUGUAAAAGACACAAUUACUCGAGAGCAGAGGUUUUUGAACUACACCCAACAAAAAUUUAAACAACUUGGGGCGUGCAUGUAAUUUGUACUAAAUUAAUUUCCUCUAAAAAAUAAAGUCAAGGUAAAUUGAUAAGUAUUUCCGUGGGAGAUUUGAGGAAGUGAUACUUUAUAACUGACUGUUGCUCAAUUCUGUAGACCACAGGAAGUUGUUAGCCUCAGCAUCAGUCAUGGACAAUCUCCCGAAAUGAGAAAAAAGAGCGAAAGAAAGACAACUAGAAAAAUAAAGAUUACAAAGUUUCGUAACGAUCUCAGAACUGAUCAUUAGAUAAAACUAUUGCGUCAUUUUUAUGCGAGUUUUUCUUAAAUCAACAGGAAAUCUGUAUUUGCGAGUGCACUUCACCGGUCCUGAAGCGGUGCAAAACGUGCAGCUACUCACCGGCAUUUCUAAUUUGUGCGUGAUUUCUCACGUUCCAGAAUUGCGUUACUUUCGGUCACACUCCGAAGCCUACAAUAAAGGUGAACUUUUUACGUUGAAGAAAGAGGUAAUUGGGUAGCUUUAAGUAUAAAUGGGUCUGAUUAGGGGAAAUAAAAAGUUCAAGGCACAAAUGUUUAAAAUCGUGCAUUUUAACAUUUCUUUUCUUGAAACACCUUGACCAAACAACCAAUUUAGUUCGUGACGUCACAAGAGCGUCACAUCCAUGUCAUUUCAAUCUCGAAAUGUCCACAGCUGUACAUAAAUACGGUCAGCACCGUCCGAUCAGUAUUCUACUGACUCAUUUGGAGAAAAGCACAGGAGAAAGAUAAACGACCGAGAAACAUUUUAAAAUAGUCAUGGCCCUUCGAGCGGUUGGAAAAUUAUUGUCACAAAGCACUGUACCACGUUUGGCUGUUGUCAGAACGCUUUCUGCAAAUGCCGGUCCAAGAAAACGAAUAUGGAAUUGUUCUAAAGAAACCGAAGGAGAAGUAAGAUUGGACUGUCUCAAAGAUAUGUUAGUGGAUGGUGACAUUCAACUGUUUGAUGUCCGAGAACCGCACGAACUCGCUUCUUCUGGACGAAUACCAAAAUCUACCAACAUACCUUGUAAGUUUCAAGCGAGAUAACUCUUUUUCUGUUUUGUUGAAUAGGUUGCUGGUCAUUUCGCCCUGGUUUCUUUAGUAGCCGCCUCUUUUCGGGUCAUUUAGCGCGAUUCAGAUGCAAUAUUCCUCGUUUUAUAAGCCCUUUAAACAUAUAUUUUUUUAGACUGACGCGAUAGGAUCGUCCAUGGUAACAAACCCGAAACAAAUUAAUAUACCCCGAAAUUACCAAAAUUUUCAUCUGAAAAUAUACCAGAAAAUGAAAGAAGCUUGGGAAACCAUCUACUUGAAAAUAUAAGUAUAAAAGUAUCUGAUGGAUACUGUAUUCGUAAUUUAAAAAGACCCCCGUUUCGGUCGACUCAGAUAAGAGGCUGUUUCGAAGUGUUUAUGUAUUGAGAAUUUUAACCCAAAGUUUGUUUUUUGCAAGGCUGACUGAUUUGGUAUAAUCGAUUCCGUUAACGACUGCGCACGUUCUAGUCUCCCUCGCAGCCGUUUUUGUCUCGUUACGUAAGCGUUACGUGACGAGACAAAAAACGGCUGCGAGGCCAAGGUUCGGAAGCACGUGCUUCAGUGACAUGUGUAACUCAAAAGCGUGAGCAAUUUGACGAUUCAGUUUGAUAUUGAGGCCUCAAAAAACACAAACAAUUUUAAAUAUUAUUAUUUAUUUCCAUCGUUCAGGAUCUAGACCUCGCUAUAGAGAUGAAAUUUUGCCGUAAAAAUUUCAAACACAAUAAACCAAUUUUUUGUUUUUACUCUCAUUUCAGUGAGUGAAAUUCACACAGCAUUUCUGCUGAGCCCAGAAGAAUUCAAAGCAAAGUAUGGAAUUCCAAAGCCCAAAGUCACAGAUGACAAUCUUAUAUUUCAUUGUCAAUCAGGACGAAGAGCUAAGAAAGCUGUAGAAGAAGUUCAACACCUUGGCUAUGAAAGGUAUGUUAUUUUUGGAAUAAAUAAUUGUUGUUAACAACAUCAACUCCAAGGCAAAUUUAAAUCCUGUUAUCAAAUGAAUAUUUAGGUAAAAUAUUACAGUGCUAAUGUUAGAUUAAUCAUUGAUCUGCUCCCUAUACUGUACUGGCAGAUAAGAUGUUGUAGAACUGUACAUCAUAAUAAACAGAGGCUUAUGCAGCUCUCGAUCAUUAACCAUUUAUUUUAUUGAUUUUUUUUAAAGGGCCAAUAAUUUUAUUGGAGGCUGGUCAGAGUGGGAGUUUUACAUCAAGAGGAAACCAAGAAAUGCACCUCGUAAAAUCGCAACAGAGCAUUAAAGAUGUUUUGUAGAAAAAGAACUGCCAACAAAACAAAAGGUCAAUCAGAGCUUCUUUAAGAUAGGAAUUGAUAUCUUCAACAGAACAACCAGAGUAGAACAGAUAGAACUGCAAGACAGUCUUGAUUUAACAGUAGAAAAAUUAUGCUACUUUUUUUUACAGGGAUAUUAUAAGAGUGUGGAAAAAAUAUGAGCUUACAUUAAGGGAGCAAGGAAAAAAUAUGAGCGUGUAUUAAACUAGUGAUAUUGCCUUUUAUAACAGAGGUGACACAUCACACAAGUGGCAAGUUUCAUAUACCUCUGCAUUUAUGGCUCACUCUUCUAUCCCUGAGAAAAACAAGGAACUGCUUAACAUUAUUAAUUUAAUUAAUUAAUUAAGUUAUUUAUUUAUUCUAUGCUCAAUUUACAAACUUUUUGAUAAAUACAGCCAUUUCUGUACAGCUACAAAACAAGCAAAACAAACACAUUGUCAUUGAAGUGGUUUUACAAGGCCUAAAAUGUAAAAACAACUACACUCGACUCUCGGUAACUCGAAACCUCUAUAACUCGAACCUCCCGCUAACUCGAAGCAGUUUUCAAUUCCCUUCAGAUCAUUUUCUAUAUAAUUUUACCCUCAAUAACUCGAACUCACGAUAACUUGAACUUUUUACCAUUUCCCUUGAAGGUUCGAAUUAUCAGGAGUCGAAGGUAUAACAACAAUAACAGACAUUUUAUCUACAGAUAAAUAAAUGGGUAGACUUUUUUAUUAGUCUGAAAGGAUGUGUUUUAAUUUCUAUAAAUAUUUUUAUCGCUAGUAAUGGUAAGCUAGACAAAUUUAGCUAGAAUAGAAAUGAUAAAUGUGCUAUUUUAAUUUAGUUGCAUGUAUUAGCCAGUAAUUUACCUAAUAUAGGUGGUAUAUAAUGGUAAUUGAACUGAGUGGAGUGCAAUUUGGUCUGAAAAAGAUGUUCUACGUAUUAUAGUUUAUUUAAAAAAUAUUGUCUCCAUGUGCAUAUUUCAAGUUCCAUGAUUUAUUCAAGGUCAUAUGCCAUUUUAUGGCAAAAGGAUAUAUGUAAUAUAUAAUAUAGCUUUUGAUACACACUAGUAUUUAUCAUAAUAAAAGAACUGGCAUUUUAUUAAAGGAUCAUUCACUACUGGUAUAUCAUUUUUGAAGUUAUUAUUAUUGCCUUGACAUUUACAUGAAGCAGUAUAUUAGAUUACUGAGAUCCUAAGUGAUGUUUGAUGUUAUGUCAAAUUCUCCCUUUGUUUUGUUAUUAAACAAAGGGUAAUUUAAGGAGAGAAGUUAUCAAUUCACUUAUGUCCUUUUGUUCCAUGCACCCCUUGUACUUUGCUUAUGGUUUGUGGCUUUUCAAAUUUUGGAUUUCCCCAAAAUACUUCAGAACAAAGUUCACUAGAGUAAUUAUUGCAAAUCCACUAGCCCCUAGUUAUCAGACACUACUUGACUUUCUUUGCACACUACUAUACUAAACCAACACCAUUUCCUCCAAAAGGUUUGUUUGUAAGUAACACUACUCUUGGCUUCUUAGUGCAGCGAGGCUGGGCUACCUGUGACUUAUGAUUAUGACUGUUAUAACAAAAAUUGGGCAGCCAAAAGAUUCCUAACUCCCAAGCUAGAGCACAUUUUUUUUAUAAAAAAAACUUGAAAUAAUGUUGAAUAUGACAUUAAAAAUUUACCGGACAGUUCACUUUUAACAGACUACUCAUUAGAUCAGAUAGUAAAAUAUUGUUUGCCAUAAAAUAUUCAUUGCUCUCAAAAGGUUUGGUGGUCAGUGGGGGAUAAAAUAAACAACCCCUUAUGCGCAGGUGUCACAAGUAAACUUCGGCAAUAUGUGGCAAGAUCUUUUCCCUCCAAACCUCUUCCUUUUUUAUAAGCAAGGAUAUUUUAAAUGAAUGCAACACGACGGCUACUGAGAGACAUUAAAAUUAAGUAAGUUAAGCUUAAUACGUCGGUCAACAAGUCCCAGAUUUAACCUUCCAUCCGGUCGGAUUUUAGCAGCGCUCUUUUUUGACUUCCAUUUUCUUUUGCUUUGUCCUUGUCUUUCCGCAGAAAGAAAGAUAGCAACCGAAAGCAAAGAUUCAAGGAAAUCAAAGCACUCUCGUGUUCCUGAAACUGAAAUCUGACCCGUCCCUGCCAGACUCAACU
This is a messenger RNA of Porites lobata, 8459 nucleotides long. Lineage: Eukaryota; Metazoa; Cnidaria; Anthozoa; Scleractinia; Poritidae. The record is from the annotation of a GenBank genome assembly.